AUGUCAGCUCGCUAUCCACGGGUAGCCGUUCUUCUGGGCGUCCAGCCUCGGUGGCACGUGCCGCUCUUGCUGUGUCGGGCUCUCUCCACCGUUUCGGCCGCGUGGUGGGCUUGUCAGACUUGUUUCAGUAUCUAUCGACUCGUCUCGGACUACGGCACAACGACGGGGAGCACCACAUCGUCUUUGUUCAAGUCGUCGGCGAAUGACCAUGAAGGCAUUGGCGUUGCUAGUGGCGCUGGUGCCGGUGCUGGAAACAGUGCACCGCUGCUGGAGAAUCCGAUCUUCAAACGCAUGGCCGUUGCCCAAGUAUGCUUGAGCUUUCUCUGGGCCGGCGCAGCGGCUUACCUCGCACACAUGUUCGCCUCGUCGCUGAUGGCGCGCUGGCUGCUUCACUACAGUCCCUUGGCGGUGCUGGUGCGGCUCUGCAGUCUCUCGAUCCUGCUGUCGUUCGGGUGCCUGCAGGUCUUCCGGGCCACGCGGGCCACGGAGCCCGACCUCCUCCGGCUCAGCCGCAGUCUGCUGGCCUGGAUCGCCAUCUCGAUCGCCCUCAUGCUCGCCUACUUCUCCACCCAGCACGACAUCUUCUCGGCCGACCACGACGACCGCGACGACCGCCGCCGCCGCCAGAUCCUGCGCCUCAAGUGCCUCUACGUCAUCUCCGCGUGCAGUCUGUUCAGCUUGCUCGUCCUGGUCGGCAUUCUACACUUUGACGACACUGUCGGGAUGAGCAUGAUGGGUAUGUUUACGGCCACGGUCGGGAGCAGUGGCGGGAGUGGGAGGGUGAGCCGGGCUGGGACUUUGCGGGAUUGGGUCGGGAUUUGCAAGGCGUUGGCGUCUGAUGUGCUUCAGCAAGGGCGCAGGUUUGCUUCUGGAGUGGUCAGGUUUGGAGCCGAGUUGUGA
Cladophialophora bantiana CBS 173.52 is the source of this 900-nucleotide messenger RNA. RefSeq lists its product as uncharacterized. NCBI's taxonomy places the organism in Eukaryota, Fungi, Ascomycota, Eurotiomycetes, Chaetothyriales, Herpotrichiellaceae. Gene Ontology annotation, cellular component: endoplasmic reticulum membrane. The transcript is spliced from 2 exons. Bases 1 to 900 code for a protein of 299 amino acids. The record is from RefSeq and is a predicted model, not a curated record. Gene Ontology annotation, biological process: protein N-linked glycosylation; cellular response to oxidative stress.